AUGGUACCUUGCGAACUAAACCGUUACCAGGAGAUUACCACAACGGUCAGCAGACUGCGGACGGGGCACAUGGAGGGAAUGAAGAUCCUGCCCGAUGACCCCAGAACCUAUACAGAACGCAGGCACUUCUCGGGAACAGAGCAGGAUCCAAGCAAUCCCUUCAAUUGCAUCUAUGUUGCCUCAACCCCAUUCCGAAUCGAGGCAACUGCUGAAGGUUUUUCCCAUUUGUGUAAGUGGACCAUAACUUAUUUACGGAUCAGAGCUACUGAUUUCCUCUCGAGGAAACGAUUCGAUUACUUCGAUUUCUAUGCCAGAAACGAACCAGAAAAAAGCGGGUUUUUGUCUCCCGAAGUUGAGUUUGAACUUGAAUCGCCAUGUACGGAACCGAUUUUGUUUGAAGUGGAAGAUAACAUCCUUUGCUAUGGGGUGAAUUCCAAAUCAGAAACCUUGAUCGUCAGCCUUACCAGAUUAUGCGACGAAAAAGCGGAGGCUUGUGUCUUUCUCAAACUAGCCAAUGGGAAGACUUACCAGCUCAAAGAGACGUCGGACUACCAACAACCGAACGCUGAUCCGAGAGUAUUCUCCUGUGGGGGCCUGCAGAUGCACUACGAGUGCCCCAUUCGAAGGUGGAGGAUUUUUUACAAUGGGUUUCUCAGUGAAACAUCGUGUGAAAACCCAGAAUUGGAGCAGAUGGUUUACGUCAAAUUUGCCUUCCUAUGGAGAGCUUCGUCGAAUGUAUUCGACUUCACGACUGAUAUUCAUCCGAACCUGUUGGCGGACGGGUUGUCGAAAGCAGCCUGGAAGCAGCCAAUUCCUCCAGUCAGCCAGUUGACUUACCUUCAUUCUAUUGGAUACAAACGGCUUCAACUUCUCGGGAGGGGUUUUAAUCCAGUUCAACUGCUUGUGGUUCCAUUCAGCGAUGUAACGUGUCAAGAUCCGGAUCUCACUGGAGGAAAAGGCUCAUCGUUGGGAAAGCUUACAUCGCUGAGCAAAGAAUUAAGAAAUUUUGUAGUUCCUAAUGGGGUAGUUGUCACAACCGCAGCUUAUGAGAAAUUCAUUACUAAAAACAUUGCCAUUGCUAUUAAACAGGUCUGUGAUAAAAUUAUUCAAGAGAAGUUGCCAGAAACACUGAAAGACGCGAUACGGAAAUCUUUGAACAAAUCGUUUCCUAAAAAUAUGCGUUCCCUUAAAUUUGCAGUUCGAUCAUCGGCAACAGGAGAAGAUACCGAACAAAUGUCAGCUGCUGGCCAAAUGGACACUUUCUUGGGAGUUUCGGGAACAGAAGAAAUUUUUCAGGCUGUGAAGAAGUGCUGGGCUUCACAAUUCGGACACAUUGCCGUUGAAUAUAAAAGGCGUUACGGCCAGGUUUUGAACUCUCCGAUGGCUGUUGUGAUCCAAGAAAUGGUGCCAUGUGACGUAGCAGGGGUCAUGUUUACAUGCGAUCCUUUGACGGGAAAUCCCACUCUCAUGAGCAUCACUGCCAACUACGGCUUAGGGGAGAGUGUGGUAUCUGGAUCUGAAGAACCAGAUGCUAUUGUAUUAAGUAGAGAUUACUAUGACGAUAUGAUCAUCAGAAACAAGACAAUCGGAGCAAAGAGUAGAAAAAUUAUAGUCAAAGACGGAGAAGGUGCAACACUUGAAGAAGUUCCGGAGGACGAAAGAAAUGACUGUUGCCUUACGGAUGAAAUGGCGUUGCGCUUGGGGAAAGUCGGAGUCCAGAUAGAGAAGCAUUACAGAUCUAGAAGAGACAUAGAGUUCGGUUUCUGGAACAACAACUUAUACAUAUUUCAAUCUCGUCCAGUGACAUGUGGCACACAAGAGACGGACUUUGAGAUAGAGCAUGAAUUUGAUGCACCCUUGAGAGUUGAAAAUGACAGUUUUUCAAUUGCAAAUGCAGCGGAAGUACUUUCUGGAUCCUUAUCACCUUUGGGCUAUGACAUCUUCUUCAGGAUGUUCAAUCCAGUUUGGCAGCGUGGAAAAAUGUCGGAGUGGCAAGGGGAUGUGCCGGUCAAAUAUUUUCCAAUAUGUUGGGUGGCUUUCAACCUCCAUGUAAUGUUCAAUAUUCCGGAUCUGUUUCGUGGAAUGGAAAAGAACAGAAAAGAAGAUUUGGGUGCAUCGGCAGUGAUGGUGGCCUUCAUGGGGCGAUUGCUAGAUGAUCCCGAGAUGGCUCAAGUUUCCAAGGAUCGAUUCGCGUUCAGUACCACCAAGGAAUGGCCUUGGAUGAAACCUAAGAGAAGAAUAGAGGCUAUGUUCUUUGCCGGAAAACAUUUAGAUGUGGCUAAGAAAAUCAUUUCGGAUUACCGGAUUCAGCUGGGAAAAUGUCGAACUUCUCAAGAGGUCUUCGAUGUGGUGACGCGUCACAGCGCAGAUCUAGCAGAAAAUGUCAUGGCGCACCUUUUUUGUUCUCAAGGGUCUUCCAUGUGGAAUUUAAUGAUUCUUACUACUCUCGCCCAAGCGAAAGGAGAAUUCGACGAAAGCGUGUACAAAGAUUUUUCGACACUUGUGACAACAAGUAGUGACGUGGAGAGCGCCGAUGUGCCUGCUGCCAUUCAGAGUCUGGCAUACCAUGUGUCCCAAGCAAUCAAACCGGAAGAUUUCAAGAAAAUGGAUACGGAAAAAGCCUUACAAUGGCUGAAGGUGUCGACUUCUUCAGCGGGAGAAAAAUUCAGAGAUUUCUUGACAAAACAUGGCCAUAGAUGUGUUAAAGAGUUUGAUGUCCAUUCCAUAACUUGGGGAUCCGAUCCAAAACCACUCGUCAAAUUACUACAAGAUCUCGCGGGUCAUGUGACUGCGGACGCCAGCCAAAAAGAAGCUACAAAUUUUGACGUGUUAGUAUCUAAGUUAAGUGCUCAACUGGGAUAUCUGACAAAGUUGAAGAUGAGGUUUUUGUUGAAAAUGGCUCAAAGAGGUGUGCAGCAAAGAGAAAUGUCAAAGUCUUUGUGGAUCAAAGGAAUCGACAUUUGGCGCCAAAGCUACAGACAUUUGGCGAGAGUUAUGGUAGCAGAGGGUCGAAUACCCGAUGAAGAUAUUAUGUUCUUCAUGACAUUGGAGGACGUGAGAGAGUUGCUCAAGACACGGUCACCGAGAAUACUUGCAAAAGCACGUCAUCGUCGGAGGUUGCAUCCAAAAAUGGACAGAUACAUCUUUCCAGAAAUAAGCCGAGGGCUACCCAGACCGAUUAACUCUGAUGAGGAUUUAGUAACUAGCACUGAAGACGGCUUUACCAUGAAAGGCAUCCCCGUGAGUCAAGGUGUGGCCAAGGGAUACGUCAGAGUGGCAUUUACAUUGGAGGAUGCUUCUAAAAUCAAGCCAGGGGAAAUACUGCUGGCCUACUCAACGGAUAUUGGCUGGACUCCUUACUUCCCAAUGCUCGCCGGUUGCGUCACGGAGCUUGGGGGACUAAUUUCCCACGGUGCCGUUGUCAGUAGAGAGUAUGGGUUACCUUGCGUAGCUGGUCUUCAUGGAGCGACUAGGCGCUUCCAAACUGGCGAUUAUGUAUUAUUGGAUGGCAACAAGGGUGAAUUGAGGAAGAUAGCGUCCCCGUUGAGUGUAUCUUAACUGUUUCCUGCAGUCAAGAAAUAUCAGAUAGUCACGAAUAUUUAUUGAAAUUAGUAUCAGAAAUUAUUAGAAGACUA
Messenger RNA from Uloborus diversus, 3635 nucleotides. Its product is annotated as putative phosphoenolpyruvate synthase. The transcript has 34 exons. The record is from RefSeq and is a predicted model, not a curated record. The coding region runs from base 1 to 3558 and encodes 1185 amino acids. Gene Ontology annotation, molecular function: ATP binding; kinase activity. Gene Ontology annotation, biological process: phosphorylation. Lineage: Eukaryota; Metazoa; Arthropoda; Arachnida; Araneae; Uloboridae.